Scomber scombrus (Atlantic mackerel) is the source of this 7010-nucleotide messenger RNA. It is a transcript of the gene golga4, whose product is annotated as golgin A4. Gene Ontology annotation, molecular function: small GTPase binding. The transcript is spliced from 24 exons. NCBI's taxonomy places the organism in Eukaryota, Metazoa, Chordata, Actinopteri, Scombriformes, Scombridae. Gene Ontology annotation, biological process: Golgi vesicle transport. Gene Ontology annotation, cellular component: Golgi apparatus. The record is from RefSeq and is a predicted model, not a curated record. Bases 111 to 6323 code for a protein of 2070 amino acids.
AGGAAGUCUAGCAUUGAGGACUGGAUGUCAGGCUAAGUAAAAACAAAAAUACAUCUCCGCCUGAUAGCGGUCAUCUGCUCGUCAUCUGUUAGCUCCACCGGCGUGACAAGAUGUUUAAAAAACUGAAGCAGAAGAUUAACGAGGAGCAGUCCCCGCAGAGGAAUGCGCAGUCACCACAACAGGCCCAGAUGGGCGCUGGAGACCGGCGCAGCAGUCAAACUCCUGCAUUUCACCACGACAGCUCUCCUUCUCCCAGCGACAGAGAGAGUGCCUCUAAAGCGCCUGUGAGAUCUCCCAGAGGUAGCAUCAAUGGAGAUGGAAGUGCUUCUCCUCAUAGAGAGGAGCCGCAGUCAUUUGCCCAAAAGCUACAGCUGAAAGUUCCCUCUAUGGAGUCGUUGAUUCGCGUUGGUGCUAGUCGAGCCGAGAACCUGUUCCGUUCUCCCUCUAAAGAAAACCUGGUCCGAAGCUCAUCGCGUGACUCCCUGACACCUUUGGGGGAAAACGAGGCAAUGGGCGCCCCCACGUAUGACCCCCCCUCAGAUAUUGAGAGCGAGGCAGAGGAACCGUCAGGAAAUGCAGAGACCCUUUCCAAAGAGCAGCUGGUACAUCGACUGCUUCGAGUGGAGAGGAGCCUGGGGAAGUACAGAGGGAAGUAUUCAGAGCUGGUUACUGCAUACCGAACAGUACAACGAGAUAAAGAAAAAACACAGGUCAUCCUCAGUCAGAGUCAAGAUAAAGCUCUCCGCAGGAUAGGGGAACUACGGGAGGAGCUGCAAAUGGACCAGCAGGCCAAGAAACACCUACAGGAAGAGUUUGAUGCUGCGCUGGAGGAGAAAGACCAGAUGAUCACUGUUCUCCAAACACAGGUUGCAUUGUUGAAGAAACGAACCAAGGGGGUUUCUGACGGUGAGGUCCUUCAGUCUGAAGAUGCAACCGACUCCAUCUCUGUACCACAAAGUCCUUCUAAGGAUCAAGGGGUAGAGCCGGAAGUCACUGAGGAAGAGGGCAACAGUGAUCCAGCCAAACUUAUGGAAGCCCUGCAGAAGAGAGUGAAAAGGCAGGAAAACAUACUGCACAAGUGCAAAGAGGUGAUUCGUACACACAAGGAGCGGAGCGCCCAGCUAAGCAGUGAGAAUGAAACUCUGCAAGAGCAGCUGCAGGAGAGACUGCAGGAGCUGGAGAAGAUGAAGGAACUGCACACAACAGAAAAGACUAAGCUCAUCACUCAGCUGCGCGAUGCCAAGAACCUUAUUGAACAGCUUGAGCAGGACAAGGGAAUGGUGAUUGCUGAGACAAAGCGCCAGAUGCAUGAGACACUGGAAAUGAAAGAAGAGGAGAUUGCACAGCUACGCUCCAGGCUUCAGCAGGCUACUGCCCAGAAAGAAGAGCUGCAGGAACAGAAAGAAAAGGCUGAGAAAUCAGCAUUUGAAGAACUUGAAAGGGCAUUAGGUACAGCCCAGAGGGCGGAAGAGGCUCGAAAACAGCUGCAGGUUCAGCUGGAAGAGCAAUUGAAAGAUGUCGAAAGAGCAGAAGAAGAGAAGAAGAGUUUGCAACAGGAACUGACACGUGUCAAACAGGAGGUUGUCACCAUCAUGAAGAAAUCAUCUGAGGAAAAAGUGGCCAGUAUGGAAAAAGUCCACAGUGAAGUUCUGGCUGCUAAAGAAGAGGAGAUAAGUGCCAGAGUCAGCAAAGCUGUGGAGAAAUGCAAAGAGGAGUUUGCUCAGUUAGCCAAGGAGCGAGAACAGCAGGCCUCUCUGGCUCUGGAGGAUAAAGAGUUGCAGAUGACAGCUGUGAGGACAGAGGCUGAAAUUAAAGUGAAAGAGAUACAGCUUGAACUAGAAGCUGCAAAAACCAGAAUAUUGGAGAUGGGGAGCUCUCUGGAGAAGAUCUCACAAGAUGGAUCAGAAAUGUCCCAUGAACUCUCCAGUCAGUUGGGUGAACUGAAGGAUAAACACAAACAGCAAAUCUUGGCCUUAGAGGAAAAGCACCAGGAGCAGCUGGAAAAGCACAAGGGCACCCUAACCCAGCAGCAUAACACUGAUCUUGAGGAUCUCAAAGAAAAACACAGAGCUGAAGUGGAGACCAUUCUAAAAGAUAAAGAGCUGCAGUUCCAAGCACAUGUUGAAGACAUGAACCAGAAAACGUUUGAAAAACUGGAUGCAAAGCAGGCAGAGUUGGAGGCGGUUUCUUCUGAACUUUCUGAGGCUUUGAAGAGUAAACAGCUUCUGGAGGAGAAGUUGGUGGUGGUUGAAAAUGCUCAACAGGAACAUGAGAAGAGGUUUCAGGAUCAGGUGGCAAAGCACAAUGCAGACAUUGCAAACAUCAAACAGGAGCAUAAGCAGUCACUUGGAGGUAUGAAGAAAACUCUGAAGCAGGAACUUAAUGCGUUGAAGAUUGUUCUGAGGGAAAAAGAAAAGGAAAUUGAAGAACUUACCCUUAGAGAAAAAACACUCAAAGAGGAAUCACUUUCCACUCUACAAGAACUAAAUGCAAAGGUAAAAGAAUUGGAGCAGGUGCAGCAGUGUUUAUCACAAUCCCAGCUGGAAAGUGCUAGCCUUAAGGAAUCAAAACAGCAGUUAAGUAAGGUGUCAGAGGAUCUUCUUCAGUGUAAAAAGGACUUGACAGAUUUGGAGCAUCAGCUGGAAGUAGUGAAGAGUGAUUGUCAACAAAAAGAGGAGUCACUUCGAGAACUGGAGCUCCAAUUACAGCAGACUAAAAAGGAACUUUCAGAGCAGGAGAAAUCAUACACUGCAGAGCUGAACACUAAGCAGGAGGAGCAAACACGCCUCAAGAAACAGCUGGAUGAUGAAAAAGCUGCGCACGAGAAGAAGUUGAAAAACACUAAAACAGACUUGGAAGCUAAGCUGAAGUCCCAGGAAACAAAGAUGGAAAAGUUCAAACAGAAGGCCAAAGAAAUGCAAGAGAAUUUUAAGAAAAAGCUUCAGCAGAACGAGGAAUCAAUGAAGAAGGAACUUGCAAAGAAGGAGAAAGAGCUUCAGCAAAAAGAGCAACAAGUUCAAGAGAAAAUUCUUGAGACGGCUCAAAAAAGUUCCCAAGGCCUCAGCAGUGCAAUGUCAGAGCUGCAGGCCAACCAUAAGGAGGAACUGGAUAAACUACACAAUACCCAUACGCUUGAGACUGAAGAACUGGAGCGUCGUUGGCAGGAGAAGUUAGGACAGCUGGAGGAAGAAAUGACGGAGAAACACUCACAGAUACUACAGGAGAGGUCACAGGAACUGGAGGAACUUUCUCAUCAACUUAAUAAGAGCAGGGAAGAGAAUGAGCAAAUAUCAAGUGAAAUAAAACAUCUGAAGGAGGAGCUGGUAAUUCGAGAAACCACUGUGCAGAAGCUGCAAGAAGAGCUUAAUGAAGCAGCCGUUAAGCUCGAAACUCUGUCCAAGGGUGAAGCUUUGCUCAAAGAGCAAAUGGAGUCAGUGGAGAGGAACCUUAGCCAGGCUCUGAAUGAGAGAAACUCCCUCCAAGACAAGCUUAACACGACAGAGGAAGAAAGCAGAGAAAAGUUAAAGACUUUUUCAGAUAAGUUGGAGGACACAGAGAAGCAGCUCAGAGCACUGGAAAGUUCCAGAUGUAAGGAAAGUGUGGACUUGCAGAAUAAAUUUGAGGAAACUGCAGUUCAGCUACAAGCCAAGGAAGCAGACUUCCAGCAGCAAUUAAUUAUGAUCAGCAACCAAAUGGAGCAUUUCUGUAAGGAUUUUCAAUCUAAAGUGGAGUGUGGGUCUUCUGAACUCUGUCAAAGAGUUGAAUAUAGAGUUGGAGAGCUAAGCAAUAGACUGCUCCAUAAUAAGAAAAAGAUGGGGCAUCUUAAAAAUGUUAUCCUUACUAAAGUAGAUCAAAUUUGCACUUUAGAGGAGAAUCUCCGCCAGCAGACGGAGGAGAAUAAGAAUCUAUGCAUUUCAUUAGAAAAGAUGACAGCUCAGGUAAAUGCUCAUAUGGAGCAUAUCAAAGCCUUAACACAUGAGAAGGAGAAUCACUAUCUGUCAAUCGAUGACAAAGUACUAAAGAUUGAAGAGCUGAGUGAAACAAACCGAAUCAUAUCAGAAAGUAUGAAAGCAAACGAGUCCCAAAUCAGCAACUUGGAAAGCAUCAUCAGUGACUUGAAAAAUCAAGUAGCAAGUAGCAUAAAAGACAAGGAGGAAGCCAUAAAUCAGCUAAAGCAGCAGUAUGAAGACAGAAAGCAGGCUGUUGCUCAAAUGGAAGAGAGCAUUGAGAGGUUAGAACAGGAGAGAAAGUCUGCUUUAGAGCAGGCAGAAGUACUCAGGAAUAGUCUGUCUGAGAAGGACAACACUAUUACAUCUCUACAGACCAGGCUUGAAGACCUGGAGCGUGACAUCUCUGAAAAGACUGAAGCUUUGCAAAGGCUGACAGCGAGUUUUGACAAUCAGUCCAUCAGCAAGUCUGAGAUGGACCAGGUAUUGAGUGAGAAAGAGCAGAAGGUCAGCGGACUUACUGUGGAGCUUGAAAGUUGCACCAGUCGACUUGGUGAGCUUCAGGAGCAGUUAGCCUUAAAGACAAAAGAGUGUGAACAACUCACAGCUGAUCUCAAACAGCAACACAGCAUCAGGGAGAAUGAAAAGAGAGAGUUGGUAGAACAGCUGCAGCAGACCCAGAUGCAGUGCACGCAGAAUGGUAACAUAGAACAAGAGAUGGCAGAAAAACUGCGUUCCCUUGAAGAAGACAACCAAAAGUCUAAACACGAACUUGAAAGUCAACGGGAAGAAUUCGAAAGAAUGAAAGAUGAGAUUAUCAAGAGCAAGGAGGAGAGUCUGAAGGCAACUGAAGAGAGGUUAUCUGCAGACAGCGCCAGGAAAGUGUCAGAGCUGAAGAAGAAAGCUGAGCAGAAAAUCAGUCAGAUUAAAAAACAGCAGACCUCACAGGUUGAAGAAAAAGAUCAGACGAUAAAGACUCUUCAGGCUAGCUUAGAGGAAAUCCAGAAAAAUGAAACAUCCAGCAAAGAGAACACAGAAACAUUAGAGGAGAAGACAAAAACACUUGAGGAAGCUCUUGUCAAGCUUAAAGAGGAGCAGGAGAAACAACUCGAACAGAUUUUGAGUCUUGAGAGGCAUGAAAAAGAAAAGUCUUUAGAGGAAUUGAAAAACAUGUACGAAGAGAAGCUGUCUUCACUACAGGGAGAUACGGCGCAUCAAGAGGCACUCAAAGACAGUGAAUCAGUAAUACAAGACAUUCAGGCAAAGCUGAAAGAAGCAGAAGAGCAGAAUGGAAACCUUCAUGAGGAAAUGAAUCGCCUGAAAGAAGAAAUACAAGAGAAGGACGCACAGCUUGAUCAACAUCAGGCUGCUAUUAAACAGGUCCAAAAUCCAUUAGAGGCUGAGAUGAAGGUGGAGUGUAGCAACGUGCAGCAAACCAAGAGCAUGUUGGAAAAUGAGAUGGAGAACCACUCGCUGACGCAAGAAGAGGACGGUGAUUCUCUUGAGUCUCUCAAGAGCAAACUAAGUCAGAUGAAGAACGAGAAAGAGAAAAUCCACAAAGAUUUUAACAGGUUACAGAAAGACAUCCGGUCACUGAGGAAAGAGCAUGAACAGGAUCUAGAGUACAUGAAGAAAGAGUUGUCAGAGGAGACUGAUAAAAAGCUUAAACUGGAGUUGGAAGAUGUCGGAAUGAAGCACAACUCUGCUAUUAAGCAGUUAAUGAGGGAGUUCAACACACAGUUCGCUUUGAAAGAGAUGGAGCUUGACACAGCGGUGAAGGAGGCAAUUGCGAAGGCCCAGUGUGUCGAGUCAGAGCUCAUUAAUUGUCAUCGUGAAGAAGCCAGUCAGCUGCGGAAGGUGAUUGCGCAGAAAGAAGACGAUUUGCACAGAACUGUACAGAAAUAUGAACAGGUUAUACAGAGUCGAGAGGAGGAGAUGGGAGACAGAGUGUGGCAGGUUCAGAAAGAACUGGAGGACAUACAAGCAAAGAGCCACGACACACCUGAGGGGGCUCAGAUGACCGGAGAAGAACUACAGGCUCAGCUUGCCGAGAAGACAACUUUGCUGAGUGAGGCUCGGCUGAAGGAGCAGGGGUUCGUUGAAAGAAUUCACUCGCUUGAGGACAAGAUAAAAUUUUUACACCGAAGCACUGUUGUAACUCAUCUCGGGAGCACAUUCAAAGAUCCUGGGUUCACUGAUGCCCUCUCAGAAGCCACUGAAAUAGAGUACCUGAGGAAGGUCUUGUUUGAGUACAUGAUGGGACGUGAAACAAAAACGAUGGCCAAAGUGAUUACCUCCAUGCUCAAGUUUUCUCCAGACCAAGCACAAAAAGUUUUGGACAAAGAAGACUCGAAAACAACUCCGUGGUUACGAUGAGCGUCUGAGCAGUUCGGGUACUUUGAGGUGAAAAUGACAUUGUCGCUGCUGCUGCUGCUACUGCUGAAGGAUAAGACUGCCAUGGAUCUAAUCAAGCCCUUCUCUCUGCAUUUCUUGUAAUUUUUUUGUCUGUGUGAAGGUGUGUAUGAGCACAACACUUGGUUUUAAGUGUGUGAUGUGUGUAUGGUGCAAUAUGUGCAAAUAUAUCUCACGGUAUGAGGGACUUAGAGUAAAUACCAGAAACACAAUAUCUUCCAUAAAUCCAGUUUCACAUUGAAAUUAAGUUUGUUUUAUAUGUUUUAGAUGAAGAUAAAUGGGAUUCCUUUUAUUUUAGAAUGUGUUUAUAUACAGAUUGGCGUGUGCAAUAAAUUAUAUCAUUAUCACGUAUUGAUGUUGACGGUCAGUUGAUUUAUAGGUUUUCUGUGUUGUGCUGUUGUCUGAAUCACUUCCUCUGUAAAACUGUAAACGACCCUUUAACUGUGCACUCGCUCCACGUUAAGAUACUAGCCUCUGGACCUUGUUUGUUUUAACUGCUUUUCUAUGCUUUAUAUUAGGUCACGAACACUGACAUAGAAACCCCAAAACACCAAAUUGUAAAUUGUAUUAUGAUAAUUAAAAUUGUACUAUAGGGCACUAUAUGAUGUGCUAUACAUUUUGAGACUAACAAAUUAAAUCUUAUUUACAGAA